AUGCAUUGAAGAGCGCAUGCAUCAACGUAUGCAUCUUCCAUCUUCCUCACAACAAUCUAAAGCAGUAAAGCCUCAAGCAAGCAACAAUGAGCACUGCAAAUGAACCAGCAGAACCCCUUGCCGAUGGUAUCCUGGCUACUGCCAAACAGGCAUGGGGGGAUCUGUUCAAAUGGAAGCAGCGAGUUGUGGUGACCAACGAGCAUGGUGAGACUCACACAGAAUGGCAAGCCCCGGAUCGUCUUCAGAAUCCCAUCAGUAUGAUGCUGCAGCUGAGUGCCCGGGAUUGGCUGCUUUUCAUCGUUGGUCUCAUUGCAUGGACUGCGGAUGCCUUUGACUUUCAUGCUUUGUCAAUCCAGACUGUGAAGCUCUCCAAGUACUAUGGCCGCUCCAAAACAGAUGUGACCACAGCCAUUACCCUCACUUUGCUCUUGAGAAGCGUGGGAGCUGCGUUCUUUGGUCUUGCCGGUGAUAAGUUUGGACGCAAGUGGCCAAUGGUCCUCAAUAUGAUUGUUCUCGGCGUGCUCCAGAUCGCCACUAUCUACAGCCACACUUUUCAGCAAUUCCUGGCAGUUCGCAGCCUCUUCGGUUUGUUCAUGGGAGGUGUGUAUGGUAACGCAAUCGCCAUGGCUUUGGAACAUUGCCCCGUAAGCGCUCGCGGUCUCAUGUCCGGCAUUCUACAGCAAGGAUACUCCCUCGGAUACGUCCUAGCAGCAUGUGCCAAUCUCGGCGUGGGCGGCGCGACAGAUAGCUGGAAGACGGUCUUCUGGAUUGCAGCUGGCAUCUCCCUCGGCGUCGGCGUCAUCCGCAUCUUUUUCCCCGAAUCGAAGCAAUUCAUCGAAGCCAAAAAGGCAGGGAGAGUCUCCUCCGACCCUGGAGCCUUCUGGCGUGAAACCAAACAAAUGCUUGCCCAAGAAUGGAAGAUGUGCGUCUACUGCGUCAUCCUCAUGACCUGGUUCAACUACUACUCACACACCUCGCAAGACUCCUACACAACCUUCAUGCUCACACAAAAAGACCUGAACAAUGCCGCCGCCUCCCGUGCCUCUAUCCUCAUGAAAACUGGCGCCUGCGUCGGUGGCACCAUUAUCGGCUAUCUCUCACAGUUCUUCGGUCGCCGUCGCGCCAUCAUCGUCUCCGCCAUAAUAUCGGGCAUUUUGAUCCCGGCCUGGAUCCUACCUGAAGGCGAGCGCGCCCUCAGCGUGACGGGCUUCUUUAUCCAAUUCUUCAUCCAGGGCGCAUGGGGCGUGAUCCCGAUCCAUCUCAACGAGCUGUCGCCUCCUGCUUUCCGGUCUUCUUUUCCUGGAAUAACCUACCAAGUCGGGAACAUGAUUUCCUCUCCUUCCGCACAGAUCGUCAACGCAAUUGCCGAAAAGACCUUCGUGACUUCUUCAUCGGGGAAGCCUGCUCCCGCGUACGGACCCGUUAUGGGUGUCGCUACGGCUAUAAUUGCGACGGGUAUUGCCGUCACCACUGCGUUUGGGCCUGAGAAGCGCGGCCGUCGCUUUGAGACGGCUGUUGCGGGGGCGCAGGAUGCUGAUGCGGCGACGCUGCAGAAGGAGGUAAAGCUUGAAGAAGGGUUGAAGGGGGAUAUUGAGGAGAAGACUGAGAAGGUUUAAGUUGGGAACUAAUGUGUUCUCGGGUGAGUGAAUCCUGUGGCGGCGGUGGUUAGUUUUCCUAUAUUUAUGACUGGGCUAGUUUAGUCACUUGUAGU
This is a messenger RNA of Aspergillus neoniger CBS 115656, 1711 nucleotides long. Its product is annotated as carboxylic acid transport protein. Gene Ontology annotation, biological process: transmembrane transport; carboxylic acid transport. The record is from RefSeq and is a predicted model, not a curated record. Lineage: Eukaryota; Fungi; Ascomycota; Eurotiomycetes; Eurotiales; Aspergillaceae. Gene Ontology annotation, molecular function: carboxylic acid transmembrane transporter activity. Gene Ontology annotation, cellular component: plasma membrane. The coding region runs from base 87 to 1616 and encodes 509 amino acids. The transcript has 5 exons.